GCUGCGGCCCGGGGCCGGGUGGUGAAUGGGCUGGUGGUGCUCGCUGCUGCUGCUGAGAGGAGGAGGAGGAGGAUGAAGAGUUGGGCUUGUUUGUCUCCCACAGUUUCUCUCCUGCUGCUCUGAUUCCCCCCUCCCUAUUCCGGCCCGGGGCCUGUGUGUGUCUCUCCAGGAGGAGGAGGAGGAUCCAGUUCCUCCCCCCACCCCCCUCCUCCCCACCCCCCCCUUGCCUGGGGAAGAGGAGGAAAGAAACAGCCCAGAGAGAGAGAGAGGGAGAGAGAGGAGAGUGAGUGAGUGAGAGAGGGAGAGGAGAGGAGGAGGAGGAGGAGGGAGAAGGGAACAACCUACCAUCUUAAUACACUAAUAUCUAAAAAGUGCGAGAGGCCCAGAGCAGCAGCAGAAGCAGCAGCAGCAGCUCCAGCUUCUUCCCUCCCUCCCCAUGAAGAAGAGUUCCCUCCUCCUCCUCCUCCUGCUUCUCCUGCUCAGAGUUCCUGCCUCCAGCUGCCAGGGGGGACAGCCAGCCAGCAGCAGGAGGGGGACUAGACAGCUGAAGAAGAGCCAGUUUCCCCCAAAUUGGACUUCUCAGAACCUUUAAUAUGCUAAUGUGCAUUGUGAAUCUCCAAGAGGGGGAUAUGAUAUGCAGCAUUCUUGAAUACUUCUAAUGACAGGGAGCCCACUACCUCAUAAGCUGCAGUGAGAAGAGGAGUUUGUUAUUUUAAACAGAGGCUGAAGAAACUAUAGAAUUAGCAGACAGAGAAAGUGGAGAAGGUAGAGGAUGGAGUUGCAGACUCUACAGGAGGCUCUUAAAGUGGAAAUUCAGGUUCACCAGAAACUGGUUGCUCAAAUGAAGCAGGAUCCACAGAAUGCUGACUUAAAGAAACAGCUUCAUGAACUCCAAGCCAAAAUCACAGCUUUGAGUGAGAAACAGAAAAGAGUAGUUGAACAGCUACGGAAGAACCUGAUAGUAAAGCAAGAACAACCAGACAAGUUCCAAAUACAGCCAUUGCCACAAUCUGAAAACAAACUACAAACAGCACAGCAGCAACCACUACAGCAACUACAGCAACAACAGCAGUACCACCACCACCACGCCCAGCAGUCGGCUGCACCCUCUCCCAACUUGACUGCUUCACAGAAGACUGUCACUACAGCUUCUAUGAUUACCACAAAGACACUACCUCUCGUCUUGAAAGCAGCAACUGCGACCAUGCCUGCCUCUGUUGUGGGCCAGAGACCUACCAUUGCUAUGGUGACCGCCAUCAACAGUCAGAAGGCUGUGCUCAGCACUGAUGUGCAGAACACACCAGUCAACCUCCAGACGUCUAGUAAGGUCACUGGGCCUGGGGCAGAGGCUGUCCAAAUUGUGGCAAAAAACACAGUCACUCUGCAGGUUCAAGCAACACCUCCUCAGCCCAUCAAAGUUCCACAGUUUAUCCCCCCUCCUAGACUCACUCCGCGUCCAAACUUUCUUCCACAGGUUCGACCCAAGCCUGUGGCCCAGAAUAACAUUCCUAUUGCCCCAGCACCUCCUCCCAUGCUUGCAGCUCCUCAGCUUAUCCAGAGGCCCGUCAUGCUGACCAAGUUCACCCCCACAACCCUUCCCACAUCCCAGAAUUCCAUCCACCCCGUCCGUGUCGUCAAUGGGCAGACUGCAACCAUAGCCAAAACGUUCCCCAUGGCCCAGCUCACCAGCAUUGUGAUAGCUACUCCAGGGACCAGACUCGCUGGACCUCAAACUGUACAGCUUAGCAAGCCAAGCCUUGAAAAACAGACAGUUAAAUCUCACACAGAAACAGAAGAGAAACAAACAGAGAGCCGUACCAUCACCCCACCUGCUGCACCUAAACCAAAACGGGAAGAGAACCCUCAGAAACUUGCCUUCAUGGUGUCUCUAGGGUUGGUAACACAUGACCAUCUAGAAGAAAUCCAAAGCAAGAGGCAAGAGCGAAAAAGAAGAACAACAGCAAAUCCAGUAUACAGUGGUGCAGUCUUUGAGCCAGAGCGUAAGAAGAGUGCAGUCACAUACCUAAACAGCACAAUGCAUCCGGGGACCCGGAAGAGAGGUCGUCCUCCAAAAUACAAUGCAGUGCUGGGGUUUGGAGCCCUUACCCCAACAUCCCCCCCAUCCAGUCAUCCUGACUCCCCUGAAAAUGAAAAGACAGAGACCACAUUCACUUUCCCUGCACCUGUUCAGCCUGUGUCCCUGCCCAGCCCCACCUCCACAGACGGUGAUAUCCAUGAGGAUUUUUGCAGCGUUUGCAGAAAAAGUGGCCAGUUGCUGAUGUGCGACACGUGUUCCCGUGUGUAUCAUCUGGACUGCUUAGACCCUCCUCUGAAGGCGAUUCCCAAGGGCAUGUGGAUCUGUCCCAGAUGUCAGGACCAGAUGUUGAAGAAGGAAGAAGCAAUUCCAUGGCCUGGAACUUUAGCAAUUGUUCAUUCCUAUAUUGCCUACAAAGCAGCAAAAGAAGAAGAGAAACAGAAGUUACUUAAAUGGAGUUCAGAUUUAAAACAAGAACGAGAACAACUAGAGCAAAAGGUGAAACAACUCAGCAAUUCUAUAAGUAAAUGCAUGGAAAUGAAGAACACCAUCCUGGCCCGGCAGAAAGAGAUGCACAGCUCCCUGGAGAAGGUAAAACAGCUGAUUCGCCUCAUCCACGGAAUCGACCUCUCCAAACCUGUAGACUCUGAGGCCACUGUGGGGGCCAUCUCCAAUGGCCCGGACUGCACCCCCCCUGCCAACGCCGCCACCUCCACACCGGCCCCUUCCCCCUCCUCCCAGAGCUGCACAGCGAACUGUAACCAGGGGGAAGAGACUAAAUAACAGAGCCCCUCUAGGAGAAGCCACGGGAUCCCGGCGGCAAGGAGAGCAAAACACUGAAGACUCUAGAAAAGCAAAGCCGGAUUUCUUCUGGAAAGUGCAGAAUUCUUUUGGUUCUUUGGUUCCAGAGAGAGAGAAGAUGCUUGUGCCAGGUGGCACCAGAGUUUGCCAAUUGAUCCUUCUUAUUCUGUGUGUACAUGCAAAGAUUGGACCAUGUUACAUGAAAUAGUGCCAGCUGGAGGUUCUUUGCCAGCACCAUGCCAAGUGAAAUAAUAUAUUUACUCUCUCUAUUAUACACCAGUGUGUGCCUGCAGCAGCCUCCACAGCCACGAUGGGUUUGCUUUUGUUUCCUUGGGCGGGGAGCAGGGACGGGCCGAGGGAGGAGAGCAGGUUUCAGACCCUUAUUUGAGAGCCGUUUGCUUAGGUAGAGAAGACGAGUCCAAAGAGUGUGUGGGCUUUCCUGUUUCUAAACUUUCACUACUAUAAAACCAAAAAAAGGAAAUUGAGAUUUAACCGACCCCAGUGCUGAGAAGAGGGAAGGGGAGUGGCUGGGAGGGUUUGGGGUGGGAAGGUGGAGCGACCAAGCAGUAUUUAGUAGUGUUCUGAGGGGGACAGCGCAAGGGAGGGGACACCUAGAACAGCCCAUAGCUCUCCCCAUGCGCUCCGUUCCCCACGCGGGGAUCCCCACCACUCCCAAGCCUUGUGAGUCCCCUUCCCUCCCUGCUGGGUGAAUCGCAUCCCGUGGUGAUCUCGUGUCUCCUCUCCAAGAACAAGCAGAGCUGGGCCCUGGCCCGUGCCCAAGGCAGGGAAGAAGGGUGUGUGUGUCCAGGAAGGGAAGAAGGUGGAUCAGUGAUUUUACUUGAAAACAAGCUCCAUCCCUUUUCUAUAUUUAUAAGAAGAGAAGAUCCUGAGCGAAGCAGCACGCGACCCAGGUGUGUGUGAAUUGAAUGGAGACGUUUCUUUUCUCUUUUAUUUUUGUUUUUGUUCUUUUUUUCUUUCAAAAAAAGUUUUAUUUUAUUGUUUAUUUUACUUUCUUGGUAACAAAAACUAAAAUAAGGAAUAGAAAAGCUGUUUUCAGGCUGACAGUCCAAUUAAGGGUAGUCGAGACCUUGCAUGGUAGAAUAGGAAUCAUAGUGUCAGUGAGGUCCAGUGAGUCUUUGUGAGUCCUUGUGUCAUCGUUUGGGCACUGUUUUUUUAUGCAAGGGCAAAAAUCUUUGUAUCUGGGGAAAAAAACAACAAAAACUUUUUUUUAAAUUAAAAAGGAAAAUAAACGAUAUUGAGGUCUUCCUAGUGUUACUUAAAAUUAAGAUCAAGGUAAGAAACAUUGUAAAAAAAAUUACAGAAGUGCUAUUUGUUUCCUAAAAACAGUGAUUUCUAUUAAAAAGGUGUCAGAACUGGAGAAAAUGCCGUGUAGUUAUAAUUUUUUAGCACAGAACCUGCUGAUCACGAAGACGUGUUGCUGUGUGUGUCUCUAGACUGGUGGGCUGGCCUCCGUGAAGGUGCCCCACCACUCUCCCUCCUCAGAAAAGACUGUCCUCUCUUCUUGGUGCAGGGAUCUUGUCUCUGUUUUUGAAGCCCAGAUGGAGUGUGGAUGGUAUCGGGGCCCUACCCGUGGUCUCCUCAGAUGUUGCUAGAGCAAAAGGCUGGUGCCUAAAUGAGAUCCUUUCCUUUGGUGCUGCUCUUGGUCUUUCAGCCACCAGCAUUAUGAGUGCCUGGGGGACACCUCUGAGGGAAGUGGCCAGUGGACCUCAGCGGUGCUUUUGCACCCUGGCCUUGGUGGGGAGGGUAUGGGGGUGCAGACUGGCUGCAUCAGCCCUUGGUGCUUCGAAAGAACAAAGGAGGAGUGAGAUGUCUUGAGGGUGCAUCAGAGAGCCCCAGGGUAGCCUUGUUGUCUGUCUUGCCUUGGAAGAGAGGUCUGAAGCUCCAGCUGCUUCUUCUGCCUGCUGGCUCCAGGCUUCUGAGAUGGAAUUUAGUACACUCCACCCACCCACUCCUGGGUGACCCCUGGCUAGAAUUGCUGUGCUUGCCUUGGCUUGGACUGUCAUGGCCUCUCCUUCUGGAGAAAACCAGGAUUCUGAAAGCUCAGACCAUUUCUCUCUUCUUGCCUUGUGGGAAGUAAGUUGUGUCAGAAGUGUACUCUCGCUGGAGACCUUUGCCUAUUGCGUGCCCUAGGGGUUGACAGGAGGGAGGUGGAGGCUCUGCACCCCGGUCCUACCGGAGCGUCUCCCCCAAGUCUGCCCCAGGACCUUGUAAUGGCCAGAGCCUAGGAGUGGCUGAAAAGGGCCAUUAGCUUCUCUUCCACCCAGUUAGGCCCAGAGAGACAGACGGAUCCUGCAAACAAAUGCAGCAGAGAGGAGACGCUUCUUAGAGUAAAAUGUGUCUCGUCCAUAUCAGCCAUUUCCAUGCACCUUCCUGAGGAUGUCAGAAGAGGGAAUUAAGUUUGGCCACACAGACCUCAGUUAGGCCCUGCCUGCUAGACUGGUUGAGGGGGCCAGAGAAGAGUUCCCUGUUCUCAUUCAGAAACCAAGGUGCUAUGUCUCAUCAGGGAGCUUUGGAGAUGCCUGGACUAGUGGAGGAACAGUUGGCGGAGAAGUGGCAGGCUGUAUGCCCUGUCUCAGAGCUCUCCCCUUGGACUUGCCUGGGCCCGCAGGGGUUGCCACACAAUGCCUGUCUGUUCCUGAAAGAAGCUGGGAAGCCAUCACCACUAGAGGCCUUUGGUUGGUAAGGAGCUGCCUGAGGAGUCUCGGGGCGGGGGACAGGGCUAGGAGUUGACCAGUGUUUUGCCUGCUGCUCUGGGCAGUGUCAGCUGCACUCUGACCUCGCCUAAAGUUGGGGCGUGGCUUCUUCCUAACACUCAGCUGGGAGCUGUUCUGUGAGUCGGCUAGCAUGGAGCACAAGAUGCAACCCUGCCCCUAAACCUGCACCCUGGACUCAAAUUCCAAGACACUGCUUUACUGUAAAGAAAAGGUCCAAGUCACUCGAUCUCCUUUUCCUUCACUGUCAUGACAGAAGAGCUCCACUCUGUCCCCCCAGACUGGGUGCCUGUGACCACCUAAGACACACACUCAUGACACCACCACCCCCACAGCUGCCUCCCCUUCCUUCUUUCUUCCCUCUGCUGCUCUUUCCCCAUGGCCCAGAAUUUAGCUGUUCUGACAGCCACUUCUCUGAGACCAGCUGGUCCUGCAGUCACUUCAGAGAGCAGGGAGUGGCUGCACUGGGCCCUGACUGGGAGUCCCCUUGUCAGUCCCUGAUCAGGCCCUGCGCCCUGGAGGCAGUGAGGUCAUGUUGCUCUCAUCCCCACCUCUGCUUCUUGCCAGAAUUGCCACCUGCAGGUCCUUUUUCUUUCAUGGAGCCUGCUGGGUCUUGUCUUACCUCUGCUGAGCUCAUCUGGAGUUCUGAUUUCUUCCUUCCGUAUCUGGCCCUAGGGGUGAGUUAUACCAGACAGGGAGACCCACUCAGGGGCAGUCCCUGUGGGGCCUGUCUCUAGAGUAUGCGACAUGGCCCGGCAGCCUCCAGCCAGCACCCUCCGAGUGCCCGGCUUCCCUGCAGGGCUGCCUCUCUGUCCCAGCUGCUGCCCAGCUCAGGCCCAGCUGGCGCUGCGAAUGGGGGUGGCUGUGCACAGCUCCUCCCGCCACGGGGACCAUGUUUGCAGCUCACUUCCAGCAGAGCCUCCUCAGGCUCUCACCUCCAACCCCCUUCAUUCCCUUCUAGGGCGUGGCCCUCCUUAUUUAUCUAAAGGGCCAAUGUAGGAGAAUUUUACCCCAGGAGCAAAAGGCCCUUAGGGUAGGUAAGAGGAUGGAUGGUAGCCCAGGUACGUUUUCCAGGCCCUGGGUACUUCAGACCCCAUGGCUUCUACUGGGUAGAGGCGACUUUGCUCUGUGUAAAUGACCGUGGACCUCACCCCCACCCCUCAGCCAGGCACCGUUGGCAGGAAGCAGGAGUCCCAUUCUCACCCUGACUUGCAGCCUGUCCUCUUGUCAGCUCCUCUUCAGGAAGGGAGUGGGUGGCUCCUGGGGAGCGCUCUGGCCCUCCCGCUAGAGUGAACUGAGCAAGCAGGGGGCUAUGCAGAGAGCCAGGGAGGAGUUCCUACAAACAGCUCUUGGAAAGGGAAGGCAGGGCUCAGAUUCCACUCGGCACCCCCUCCCAGAGCCCUUCCUCCCGGGGCAGCCUUUGGCCCCUCACCUCUCUGCGCGGUUGGUCCUCAGCCCAGGGCGAGCUGCAGUCAGGCCGGGUGGGACGGGCAGGCCAGAGGUCAGCAAGCUCUGAGCAGAGAAGAGCCAGCCAGACCCCAAUCCUGUCUCUUGUCCAUGCCCUUUGUGAUUUCAGUCUUGGUAGAACUUGUAUUUGGAGUUCUGUGCUUCAAAGUUUUUGUUUUUGUUUGUUUGGUUUUUGUUUUGAGGGGGUGGGGGGGAUACAGAGCAGCUGAUCAAUUUGUAUUUAUUUAUUUUAACAUUUUACUAAAUAAAGCCAAAUAAAGUCUCUC
This is a messenger RNA of Lemur catta (Ring-tailed lemur), 7301 nucleotides long. It is a transcript of the gene PHF21A, whose product is annotated as PHD finger protein 21A. The record is from RefSeq and is a predicted model, not a curated record. Gene Ontology annotation, cellular component: histone deacetylase complex. The coding region runs from base 773 to 2818 and encodes 681 amino acids. Gene Ontology annotation, biological process: negative regulation of transcription by RNA polymerase II. NCBI's taxonomy places the organism in Eukaryota, Metazoa, Chordata, Mammalia, Primates, Lemuridae. Gene Ontology annotation, molecular function: chromatin binding. The transcript has 19 exons.